CUAAUUCCGGCUCGCUGUCCCGUUAGUCUAAUUACAGUGUAAUUCAUAAACACCCGCGGACGUUUCCCCGGGGGUUUUAACCCUCUCCUGCACUGUGAGCGAUGCCUGUUAGUGGGCACAUUGUGAUAUUUGUGCAGCUGUCCAUUGUGUGCUGUUGGAGAGAGAAAACGGAGAAGAAAUGGGUGACAGUUGGUGACACGUCUUUACGUAUAUUCAAGUGGGUGCCAGUGACGGAAACAAAGCAGAUAUAUCGCACCAAAUCCACCGGUGGAGAAGUUAGAGGCUUGAAAGAUGUGGUCCUGGAAAACACCAACUCUCUACUGGAUUUUACUGAUGAAAACAGCAACCAGAGCUUUCUGUCGGACGUUUACCAGCCUAAAAUGGAUAACAGCAGCAGCACCUCCAGCUCGCAGCAGGUCAGCCCUCCUCAUGCCUCCAGCCUGCGAGCUGAAGACUCCCAGCCUCCAAUGCUCGGCCAGGAGAGCGUGGAUGAGCCAGUUCACUCAGGACAGGAGGGCACAGAUGAGCCACCCACUCUGAUCAAGGAGGACCUUCUAUCAUCAGGAACUGUCAGACGGAGCACCCCAGACACCCAGGAGGAACUGGAUGAAUCAGGAGCGCCUCCCUUAAAGAAGAUUUGCACAGGAGAGAACGCUGUUCUGAGAUAGCUUAUUUAUGAUCGUUUUGUCAAAAUGCACACAAAACAUGUCCUCAGUUGUUGUGAGAUUAGCAAAGCUUUGACAAUUAUUCUGGAUCUCUUCAUAUAAUUUACGCAAAUAUUGCUUAUUUUAAAUUCAGCUCUUAUGAAAAUGUGUAUUAACUGCAAAAUCUUCUCUUUUCCCCCUACUUUAAUUGAUAUUUGAAGUCAUGCUGUGUUUCGUUUUUCAUCUUGAAAAGGACGGGGGGGAGCAUUUUGAACUGUAUUUCGCAGGCUUUGUGUAUUUUCAUGCAGUUGCUGUAAUGUCUGAUUUUCCUGGCAGCCGCAGCUGAAAUUAUGCAUGUUUCCAUAUGCUGUUGCUUUAUUCUGAAGGUUUAUUGGUGAUUUUGAAAAGGUGUUAUUUGUGAAGCUUUAUGCAAAUUGCUGUUUUUAGAUGUGCCAUUGUGUAUUAAAUACAGUGCCCUCCUUUAAAAAAAGAAGCUUCUUUUGGCUUAUCACAUGCAAGAAUAUGAUUUUUUUAUAUAUAUAUAUAUAUUGCUCUAUAAUAUUAUUUGCCCAUGUUUAUAACUGAACACAUUUUGUAAAUCAUAAUAAA
This is a messenger RNA of Pelmatolapia mariae (spotted tilapia), 1253 nucleotides long. RefSeq names its product BAF chromatin remodeling complex subunit BCL7B b (gene bcl7bb). The coding region runs from base 102 to 668 and encodes 188 amino acids. The record is from RefSeq and is a predicted model, not a curated record. NCBI's taxonomy places the organism in Eukaryota, Metazoa, Chordata, Actinopteri, Cichliformes, Cichlidae. The transcript is spliced from 6 exons.